This is a messenger RNA of Arabis nemorensis, 795 nucleotides long. Lineage: Eukaryota; Viridiplantae; Streptophyta; Magnoliopsida; Brassicales; Brassicaceae. The record is from the annotation of a GenBank genome assembly.
AUGACAUUGGUUUUGUCUGGCGAAUCGGAUGGGUCGUUACGUGAGCAUCUGUUGGACGUGGAUGUUUUAUCCGGUCAGGAACCAAAGAUUCGUGUUAGAGAUCUGACCCGAGUCUCCGAUGAUGGAUCUCUGAUUCUGAGAGGAGUUACGAUUGAUAUACCGAAAGGUAUGAUCGUUGGAGUGAUUGGUCCUAGUGGAAGCGGAAAGUCAACGUUUUUGAGAUCUCUGAAUCGUCUCUGGGAGCCACCGGAGACGACUGUUUUCUUGGACGGACAAGACAUUACGAACAUCGACGUCAUCACUCUCCGUCGUAGAGUCGGAAUGCUUUUCCAGCUUCCUGUCCUCUUUGAAGGGACUGUUGCGGAUAAUGUGAGAUAUGGUCCGAAUUUGAGAGGGGAGAAGUUAAGUGAAGAAGAGCUUUACAAGCUGCUAAGUCUUGCGGACCUCGAUGCUUCCUUUGCGAAGAAGACUGGUGCGGAGUUAUCUGUUGGUCAAGCACAACGAGUAGCACUUGCGAGGACUCUAGCCAACGAGCCUGAGGUGUUGCUGCUGGAUGAGCCAACAAGCGCUUUGGAUCCGAUAUCAACUGAGAACAUUGAGGAUGUUAUAGUGAAACUGAAGAAACAGAGAGGGAUUACUACUGUGAUUGUGUCUCACAGCAUCAAGCAGAUCCAGCGAGUUGCUGAUAUCGUUUGCCUUGUUGUUGAUGGGGAGAUUGUUGAAGUUCUCAAACCUAGUGAGCUUUCCCAAGCUAGGCAUCCAAUGGCGAAGAGAUUUCUUCAACUCAGCAACUGA